UGUACUGCGUCUACUAUCGUGAGGCCACUGGGAUAGCGGGGAGCGAUACGCAAGGGGAUCAUGCAAAGACAAUCCGGGGAGCAUAUCAGGCGAGCUGCCGAUUUAGAGCUUGUGCAAACCGCCGAUUCGAUAUUUCCUCCAUCAUCGUGUCUCAACUUUGCUCAUCGGCCGCGAUACACAAUAAGUCACGAUGCAUCUCGUCCCAAAGGAGCUUGACAAGCUCACCAUAUCGCAGCUGGGCUUUCUCGCCCAGCGGCGCCUGGCCCGCGGCGUCAAGCUGAAUCAUGCAGAAGCCACCGCCCUGAUCUCGUCGACGCUGCAGGAACUGAUCCGCGAUGGCGGGCACACGGUGGCCGACCUGAUGGCGCUGGGCGCCACCAUGCUGGGGCGCAGACACGUGCGGCCCGAGGUUGUGUCGACGCUGGGGCAGAUCCAGGUCGAGGGAACGUUUCCCUCAGGCACCUACCUCGUCACGGUGCAGAACCCCAUCUCCACCGACGACGGCGACCUGGCCCGCGCCCUGUACGGCAGCUUCCUGCCCGUGCCCAGCAACGACGCCUUCCCCUUGCCCGAGGACCCGGCCGUGUACGAGGCGGCUCGCCAGCCGGGCGCCGUGGUUGUUGUGAAGACGGCGGGUAAAGUCAAGUUGAAUGAGGGGAGGAAAAGGAUCAGGCUGCGCGUCACCAGCAAGGGCGACCGCCCUGUUCAGGUCGGCAGUCAUUAUCAUUUCAUUGAGACUAAUCCCAUGCUGGAGUUUGACCGCUUGCGGGCCUACGGGUUUAGGCUGGAUAUCCCCGCCGGCUCGUCUAUCAGGUUUGAGCCUGGGGAUACCAAGACUGUGACGCUCGUCGAGAUUGGAGGGGAUAGGAUCAUUCGAGGCGGGAAUGGGCUUGCUUCGGGUAAGGUGGAUUUCGGGAGGGCCGCCGAGAUCCUUGAGAAGCUACAGAACGCGGGCUUCGCCCACGCCCCUGAGCCCGCGGGGGAUAUGGCCUUCUUCACCGAGGGUUACACGCUCGACAGAGCGGCCUAUGCGACCAUGUAUGGUCCCACGACAGGGGAUUUGGUCAGGCUGGGGAGCACCGAUUUGUGGGUCAAGGUUGAGCGGGAUUAUACCGUCUAUGGCGAUGAGUGCAAGUUUGGAGGGGGCAAGACGAUACGCGAGGGCAUGGGCCAGGCGACGGGGCGGUCGGAUGCCGAGACGUUGGAUCUGGUUGUGAUGAAUGCACUCGUGGUGGACUGGACGGGCAUCUACAAGGCGGAUAUCGGCGUCAAGGACGGAUUGAUUGUAGGCAUCGGCAAGGCCGGAAACCCCGAUGUCAUGGACGGCGUCACGCCCGGCAUGGUCGUGGGUAGCUGCACUGAUGUGAUUGCUGGCGAGGGCAAGAUCGUCACGACGGGCGGCAUCGAUACCCAUAUCCACCUGAUCUGCCCGCAGCAGGCAUACGAAUCGAUUGCAUCCGGCAUCACUACUAUGUUGGGUGGCGGCACUGGGCCAAGCGCCGGCACCAACGCCACAACUUGUACCCCUGGCGCGAACUACAUGCGCCAGAUGCUCCAAGCCUGCGACGAGCUGCCGGUCAAUAUCGGCAUCACUGGCAAGGGCAACGACAGUAACCCAGCAGCCUUGCGCGAGCAAAUCAUUGCGGGUGCAUGUGGUCUCAAGCUACACGAAGACUGGGGCACCACGCCGGCAGCCAUCGACUCGUGCCUAAGCGUAUGUGACGAGCUUGACGUGCAAUGCCUCAUCCACACAGACACGCUCAACGAAUCCGGCUUCGUCGAGUCCACUAUUGCAGCCUUCAAGGGGCGCACUAUCCACACGUAUCACACCGAGGGCGCCGGCGGCGGCCACGCGCCCGACAUCAUCAGCGUGGUGGAGCAUCCCAACGUGCUGCCGUCGUCGACGAACCCGACGCGCCCUUACACGCUCAACACGAUCGACGAGCACUUUGACAUGCUGAUGGUGUGCCACCACCUGAGCAAGAACAUACCCGAGGACGUGGCCUUUGCCGAGAGCCGCAUCCGCGCCGAGACCAUCGCCGCCGAGGACGUGCUGCACGACCUGGGCGCCAUCAGCAUGAUGAGCAGCGACAGCCAGGCCAUGGGCCGCUGCGGCGAGGUGAUCCUCCGCACGUGGAACACGGCGCACAAGAACAAGCUGCAGCGCGGAACGCUGCCUGAGGACGAGGGCACCGGUGCCGACAACUUCCGCGUCAAGCGCUACGUGAGCAAGUACACCAUCAACGCGGCCCUCGCCCAGGGUAUGGGCCACCUGGUCGGGAGUGUGGAGAUUGGCAAGCUGGCCGACUUGGUUGUGUGGGAUCCCGCCUGGUUCGGGACCAAGCCCAGCUUGGUGCUCAAGAGUGGCAUGAUUGCUUGGGCGCAGAUGGGCGAUGCCAACGCGUCAAUCCCCACCAUCCAGCCGGUCAUCGCCCGGCCCAUGUUUGCGCCCUUGGUCCCACAGACAAGUGUGCUGUUUGUGUCCCAGGCAUGCAUUGACAGCGGCAAGGCGGCGUCGUACGGCCUCAAGAAGCGUGUCGAGCCUGUCAAGAACUGCCGCUCCGUUGGAAAGAGAGACAUGAAGUUCAACGACGUCAUGCCCAAGAUGCGUGUCGACCCGGAGAGUUAUACCGUCGAGGCCGACGGUAAGGUUUGUACUGCUGAGCCGAGUACCGAGUUACCACUUGCGCAGAGCUGGUAUGUGUACUAGUUGUUGGGUGUGGAUGGGUGAGGAGGUCGUGUUUUUUUAGGGAGUGGCGGGUUGCUUGCCUUGCGUGUAUUCCGUAGGUGAUGGCGGUGUUCUUCAAGGAGCACUCUUGCAGUGACAUAGUAAUCAUGUGCUGUGUAUUCUUGACCUGAUUAUGACCUUGAUGCGACUUGUGUCCUUUGUUGUUGACAGCUCGGCAGAGGGGGUGAUGAUAUUAGUGUAUGCCGUUGAAGAACCGAUGUUCCAAUGCUCAAAACAUGGAAGGGUGG
Messenger RNA from Canariomyces notabilis, 2976 nucleotides. Its product is annotated as urease. The transcript has 5 exons. Bases 191 to 2710 code for a protein of 839 amino acids. Gene Ontology annotation, cellular component: urease complex. Gene Ontology annotation, molecular function: urease activity; nickel cation binding. The record is from RefSeq and is a predicted model, not a curated record. Gene Ontology annotation, biological process: urea catabolic process. NCBI's taxonomy places the organism in Eukaryota, Fungi, Ascomycota, Sordariomycetes, Sordariales, Chaetomiaceae.